AUGGCUGCUGAAGAGCAGCAGACGGUGCCGACCACGGCUGCCGUCGGAGCCACCACCACCACCACCACCACCACCACCACCACCAACAACACCACGACUGCCUCCGCUACCCGCACCGAAGCUACUACCGCCGUCAUCGCACCAUCCACCUCCGCCGACAUUUCCUCCAGCGAUGCCUCUGUCGACGGCUACUGGGGCGACGCCGACGCCAGCGGGCCUGUCCGCCAGGAAUCCGCCCGUCAGGGCUACUCUGAGUUACAGAAGGAGCUGAGCCGCCGGGCCAGCCACGCCUCUGCCGCCUCCAAGGCCAAGAGCCACACCACCACCGCCGGCGGACUCUUCUCAUCGCUGCGCAAGUCCCGGCGCGAGCCCGACGUCGAGGCCGACAGCCAGGAGACCCAGCACAACAAUGACGACGACUUCCGCCUGGAAGAGUUCAUGCGCCAAGGCCACCUCGAGAAGCGCCACCCGGAGAGCGGCGAGGCGACCAAGAAGGUCGGCGUCGUCUUCAAGAACCUGACCGUCAAGGGCGUCGCCGUCAGCACCGCCACCGUGCGCACCCUCCCGCAGGCCAUCCUCGGCACCUUUGGCCCGGACCUCUAUGGCCACCUCACCAAGCUGAUUCCCGCGCUGCGCUUUGGCCGCGGCGACGGCCCGGAGGUACGCGAGCUCAUCCGCGACUUCACAGGCGUCGUGCGCCCCGGCGAGAUGAUGCUCGUGCUCGGCCGGCCCGGCGCCGGCUGCAGCACUUUUUUGAAAGCCAUCGCCAACAACCGCGAGACGUUCGUGGCCGUCGAUGGCGACGUGCGCUACGGCGGCAUCUCCGCCGCCGAGAUGGACAAGCGCUUCCGCGGCGAGGUCGUCUACAACCCCGAGGGCGACCGCCACCUGCCCUCGCUCACCGUCGGGCAGACGCUCGACUUCUCCCUGCGCACCAAGACGAAGAAAGCCGACCGCGGCUCCGUCGGGCUCGUGGUGGACGCGUUCCUCAAGAUGUUCGCCAUACCGCACACCAAGAACACCAACGUCGGCGACGAGUACACGCGGGGCGUGUCCGGCGGCGAGCGCAAGCGCGUGUCCAUCGCGGAGGCGCUGGCGACCAAAUCGACGGUCGCGUGCUGGGACAACUCGACGCGCGGGCUGGACGCCUCGACGGCGCUCGACUACGCGCGCUCGCUGCGCGUCAUGACGGACGUCUCGGGGCGCACCACCCUGACGACGCUGUACCAGGCCGGUGAGGGCAUCUACGCGCUCUUCGACAAGGUGCUCGUCAUCGACGACGGCCGCGUGCUGUACCAGGGCCCCGCGGGCGAGGCGCGCGCGUACUUUGAGGGCCUCGGCUUCUACGCGCCGCCGCGGCAGACCACCGCCGACUUCCUCACCUCGGUGUGCGACGUCAACGCGCGGCGCUUCCGCGACGGCUUCGACAAGAGCUGCCCCAAGACACCCGCCGAGCUCGAGGCCGCCUUCCGCGCCAGCGACGCGCACCGCACCGUGCUCGCCGACGUCGCCGAUUACGAGGCGCACCUGGCCGCGACCGGCCACGCCGACGCCGAGACCUUCCAGCAGUCGGUGCGCGCCGCCAAGUCGCGCACCGUCGCCGCGCGCUCCAGCUACACGGUCAGCUUCGUGCGGCAGGUGCUCGCCUGCACGCGGCGCGAGUUCUGGCUGCUCUGGGGCGACAAGCAGACGCUGUACACCAAGUUCGCCAUCAUCAUCAGCAUGGGGCUCAUCGUCGGCUCGCUCUUCUACGACAUCCCCGACGACACCGCGGGGCUCUUCCUGCGCGGCGGCGCCGCCUUCUUCUCCAUCCUCUUCCUCGGCUGGCUGCAGCUGUCGGAGCUGAUCCGCGCCAUCGCCGGCCGCGACGUCAUCCGCCGCCACCGCGAGUACGCCUUCUACCGGCCCUCGGCUGUCACCUUUGCCCGCAUCCUCGCCGAUUUCCCGCUGCUGCUGCUCGAGGUUGCCGUCUUCGGCGUCAUCCUGUACUUCAUGUGCAACCUAGACCUCGACGCCGGCAAGUUCUUCAUCUACCUGCUGUACAUUUACACCACCACUAUCUGCAUCACCGCGCUCUAUCGCAUGUUCGCGGCCAUCAGCCCGUCCAUCGACGACGCCGUCCGCUUCUCCGGCAUCACCUUCAACCUGCUCCUCAUCUUCACCGGCUACGCCAUCAGCAAGCCCACGCUGCUGAGCGAGAAGAUCUGGUUCGGCUGGUUCUACUGGAUCAACCCGGUGUCGUACGCCUUCGAGGGCGUCAUCUCGAACGAGCUGUCGAGCCGCAACAUGCAGUGCGCCCCGAGCCAGCUCGUCCCACAGGGGCCCGGCAUCAGGCCCGAGAACCAGGGCUGCGCCGUCCCCGGCUCCGCCGCCGGCGCCACCACGGUCAACGGCGCCGACUACCUCGCCGCCAACUACGACUACCACCGCUCCAACCUCUGGCGUAACUGGGCCGUCCUGAUUGCCUUUUCCGUCCUGUACAUCCUCGUCACCGUCCUGGCCACUGAGACCAUCUCCUUCGCCACCUCCGGCAUGGGCAUUCUCAUCUUCAAGAAAUCCAAGGCCGGUUCCGCGGCCGCCGCGAAGAAGGCCAAGGGAGGCGACGAAGAGUCCGGCAGCAAGGAGGCGGCGACCGGCGACGACACGCUGCGGCGCCAAAUCACCACACCCGACGAGAUCCUGCAGGAGUUCCAGCGCAGCGAGAAGAUCUUCACGUGGGAGGACGUCAGCUACACCGUCCCGAGCGCCGACGGGCCCAAGAAGCUUCUCAACAGCGUGCAGGGGUACGCCAAGCCCGGCGUCAUGGUGGCGCUCAUGGGCGCCUCGGGCGCCGGUAAAACGACGCUGCUCAACACGCUGUCGCAGCGGCAGACGCUCGGCGUCGUCGAGGGCCGCAUGCUCGUCGACGGUUCCGCGCUGCCGGCCGACUUCCAGCGCGGCACCGGCUUCGUUGAGCAGAUGGACCUGCACGAGGAGUCCACCACGGUCCGCGAGGCGCUCGAGUUCUCCGCGCUGCUGCGCCAGUCGCGCGACACGCCGCGCGCCGACAAGCUCGCCUACGUCGACAAGAUCAUUGACCUGCUCGAGAUGCAGCCCAUCGAGGACGCCAUCGUCUUCUCCCUCGGCGUCGAGCAGAAGAAGCGCCUGACCAUCGGCGUCGAGCUCGCCGCCAAGCCGUCCCUGCUGCUCUUCCUCGACGAGCCCACGUCCGGCCUCGACUCGCAGUCGGCCUUCUCCAUCAUCCGCUUCCUGCGCAAGCUGUGCGCGGCCGGCCAGGCCAUCGUCUGCACCAUCCACCAGCCCUCGUCCGAGCUCAUCGAGCAGUUUGACCAGAUCCUCGCGCUGAACCCGGGCGGCAACGUCUUCUACUUUGGGCCGGUCGGCGAGAACGGCGCGGCCGUCGUUGAUUAUUUCGCGGCGCGCGGCGCGCACUGUCCGGCCGGCAAGAACGUCGCCGAGUUCCUCAUCGAGCAAGGCGCCAAGCCCGCCGGUCGCGCGUUCUGGAACGAGCAGUGGCUGCGUUCGGAUGAGAACAGGCGGCUCACGGAGGAGAUUGCGCGCAUCAAGCAGGAUCGCAGCGAUGUCGCGACUAGGGAGCGGCAAGAAGGAUCCGCCGCCGCCGCAAAGGGAGACGAGUUUGCCGCGUCGGUGUACGAACAAACCGCCCUGUUGACCAGGCGCAUGUUCGUCAAGCAGUGGCGUCAGCCCUCGUACGUGUACGGCAAGUUCUUCGUCGCCGUGCUCAUCGGCAUCUUCAACGGCUUCACCUUUUGGCAGCUCGGCGACACCGUCGAGGACAUGCAGAGCCGCAUGUUCACGUCCUUCCUCGUAUUGCUCUUCCUGCCCGCCACCAUGAACGCCGUGCUGCCCAAGUUUUUCAUGGACCGCGCCCUCUGGGAGGCCCGUGAGUACCCGUCGCGCAUCUACGGCUGGGUCGCCUUCUGCUCCGCCUCCAUCAUCUCCGAGAUCCCCAGCGCCGUCGUCUCGGCGGUGCUCUACUGGGUGCUCUGGUACUACGCCACCGGGCUGCCCACCGACAGCGCCACCGCCGGCUUCGUCUUCCUCAUGACGCUGCUCUUCUUCCUCUUCCAGACCAGCUGGGCCCAGUGGAUCUGCGCGUUCGCCCCGUCCUUUACCGUCAUCAGCAACGUCCUUCCCUUCUUCCUCGUCAUGUUCUCCAUCUUCAACGGCGUCUUCGUCCCGUACCAGCAGCUCGUCGUCUUCUGGCGCUACUGGAUGUACUAUGUCAACCCGUCCACGUACUUUGUCGGCGGCGUCCUCUCGAGCACGCUCGCUAGCCAGCCGGUCCGCUGCGCCGACCACGAGGCUGCCUACUUCAAGCCGCCCUCCGGCAAGACUUGUGCGGAGUUUGCGAGCGACUUCGUCACCCAGGCUGGGCGAGGCUACUUGAUCGACCCCAAUGCCACCGAUAUGUGUGGCUAUUGCCCAUACGCCGACGGUACCCAGUACCUGGCGUCUCUUCACAUUGAGCCCAGCCAAAAGUGGCGCGAUUUUGGCAUCUUCCUUGCAUUUUGCAUUAGCAACUGGGCCCUUGUCUACUUCUUCAUCUACACGGUCCGCGUUCGUCGCUGGUCGUUUGGUUUCGGCUACUUGUUCAAAUGGUUUUAG
Cordyceps fumosorosea ARSEF 2679 is the source of this 4629-nucleotide messenger RNA. RefSeq names its product ABC drug exporter AtrF. The transcript has a single exon. The record is from RefSeq and is a predicted model, not a curated record. Bases 1 to 4629 code for a protein of 1542 amino acids. Lineage: Eukaryota; Fungi; Ascomycota; Sordariomycetes; Hypocreales; Cordycipitaceae. Gene Ontology annotation, biological process: transmembrane transport. Gene Ontology annotation, molecular function: ABC-type transporter activity; ATP binding; ATP hydrolysis activity. Gene Ontology annotation, cellular component: membrane.